Molecule: messenger RNA, 561 nt
Organism: Solanum stenotomum
Lineage: Eukaryota; Viridiplantae; Streptophyta; Magnoliopsida; Solanales; Solanaceae
Product: pectinesterase inhibitor-like
Exons: 2
Biological process (GO): negative regulation of catalytic activity
Molecular function (GO): pectinesterase inhibitor activity
Source: RefSeq, a predicted model, not a curated record
AUGGGGAAGAUGACUAUUGGAGAAAGAGAAAAUUUUCGUCUAAAUUCACCUUCUAACGCGCCUAGAGGAGCACUCUCAUACAACUUUGUCAUAUUUUUGAUAGUUUCUCUACUAUCAAUUUCCUUCACGUUUAUUAACGUGAGAGCCGAUCUGAUAAAUGAUGUUUGCUCAAAAACACGAAAUCCCGCUAUUUGUUUAUCGGCUCUACAGGGAGACCAAGGUGCAAAUCUCGAAGGUCUUGCGACUAUCACAAAAGAGCGCAAGAUCCACGUAUGAUCUGGUUAAUUAAGACGUUGCUUACACAGACGACUGAUCCAAACUUCGUGUUUGGAAAAUUAUAAUGACGCUUUAAAUAAUCUUGGAGAAUUAUCAAGUUUUUUGAAUUCUAAAGAUUAUGAUAGUUUAAACAUUCAUGCUUCCGCUGCUUCGGAUGAUCCUUCUACAUGUGAUGACAGUUUUUCAGGGCCAUCCGCUGAAUCACCUCAAUUAAAAGAUGCUAGUGAUAAGGUUCAAGGACUUAUUGGUAUUAUUCUGGUUAUUAGCAAUCAAUUGAAAGGUUGA